UAUCACGAAUGCGAAGGAGAAUGUCGCGGUUGGGAGAGGAUCUAGUCGCUUUCUGGUCGUGCAACUACCAAGAACAUCGCAACCAUCGUCUUCCUAUUAUUAUCAACAAGUGUACAGGAACUAACAAUCACAGUAAAAGAGAUGGGUUGUGAGUGUCCGUUAAAUCCAGGAACAGGACCAUCAUUAGCUUCGACAUGUGGAGGACCAUCGUUUAUGCUCUUUAUGGGCUUGUUGGAGGUUUUCUUACGCAGUCAGUGUGACCUCGAGGAUCCAUGUAAUCGACCUCGGUCAAAGGAAGACAUAUAUCCAAGUUAUGAUUUUAUUGUAAUUGGUGGAGGCAGUGGUGGAGCAACAGUAGCUGGACGACUAGCAGAAGAAAACAGAUUUUCUGUUUUACUAAUUGAAGCUGGACUAGAUGAGCCAACUGGUACACAAGUUCCAUCAUUUUUCUUUAACUUCCUUGGAAGUUCUAUAGAUUGGCAGUAUACAACUGAAGCUGAAACAGAUGCUUGUCUAAAUAGAGGAGGGAAAUGUUUCUGGCCAAGAGGAAAAGUUCUUGGAGGCACGAGCGUACUGAAUGGAAUGACUUAUAUGAGAGGAUCAAGAAAAGACUACAAUGACUGGGCACGUUUGGGAAAUCCUGGCUGGUCUUACGAAGAAGUCUUACCAUUUUUCCUUCAUAGCGAAGAUAAUCAGCAAAUCGAUAGGAUGGAUUUCGGUUAUCAUAGGACUGGUGGGCCACUCACAGUUACUCAGUUUCCUUACCAUCCUCCUCUGAGUCGAGCUCUCAUUGAAGCUGGAAAAGAAUUAGGUUACGAUAAUGUGGAUUUGAAUGGAAGGACUCAUACCGGUUUCGCAAUAGCGCAAACAACAACAAGAAAUGGUUCAAGAUUAUCGACAGCUCGUGCAUUUAUUCGACCCAUGAAAGAUCGGCCAAAUUUCCAUAUAAUGUUGAAUUCAACUGUUACGAGAAUUUUAUUCGAUCAUGACAAACAAGCGUCAGCAGUAGAAUUCGUCCACAAUGGUCAAGUGCAACGUGUUGGAGUCAAUAAAGAAGUUGUUGUGAGUGGAGGUGCUAUCAACUCUCCACAAAUUCUCUUGAAUUCAGGAAUUGGCCCUCGAGAUGAAUUAUCAGCUGUUGGGGUUCCAAUAAUCCAUCAUUCUCCAGGCGUAGGGAAAAAUCUUCAUAACCACGUGGCUUAUGCUCUAGUAUUCCAAAUCAAUGAUACUGAUACAGCACCGUUAAACUGGGCUACUGCUAUGGAAUAUCUAUUAUUCAGAGAUGGCCUAAUGUCUGGAACUGGAAUCUCCGAGACUACUGCCAUGAUUAACACCAAGUAUGCAAAUCCUAGAGAUGAUCAUCCAGAUAUUCAACUGAUUUUUGGUGGAUAUUUAGCAGAUUGUGCGGAAACUGGAAUGGUUGGUGAAAAACGAGGAAAUAAACGCAGUAUAUUAAUGAUUCCAACCUUACUACAUCCUAAAUCUCGUGGAUAUUUACGACUACGUGACAAUAAUCCUUUGUCAAAGCCCAUGAUGUAUCCAAAGUACUUGACUCAUCCUGAAGAUGUUGCAAGAUUGGUUGAAGGAAUAAAGUUCUGCAUUCGUUUAGCAAAAACUCGAUCAUUAGCUCGAUACGGAUUUGAGUUGGAUCGCACGCCAGCGAAAGGAUGUGAACAUUUGAGAUUUGGGUGCGACGCGUACUGGGAAUGUGCUAUUAAGCGUGAGACUGCACCAGAAAACCAUCAAGCUGGUUCGUGCAAAAUGGGACCAGCAAAUGAUCCUCUAGCUGUCGUUGAUAAUCAAUUAAGAGUAAAAGGUGUUAGAGGUGUUAGAGUUGCUGAUACUAGUAUCAUGCCCAAAGUUACUUCGGGAAAUACUAAUGCUCCUGCGAUAAUGAUUGGAGAGAGAGCUGCGGACUUUAUCAAGAAAACUUGGACGAGAUGAGAAAUAAGAUAUAGAUAACGCAACAUGGAAAGAAAAUAGCUAUCGAUUUUAAUCGAAAACUUAACUUUAUUAAUUAAUUUAAAAGAUAUUUUUGGAGAAUCAAUAAGUAGCUUUUACACGAAAUAAAAUAUCAAAAAUGUAGAAAUAAAAUAUUUUAAUAGAUAGUAGGAUUAUUUAAAAAAUAAUAAUUAUAAUAAAAGAGUAUUUUUAUAUAAAGUUAAAAUUAAAACAUAAAAAUUAUCGUAUAUUAUUUGUAGAUAAAAGAUUUAUUUU
This is a messenger RNA of Chelonus insularis, 2217 nucleotides long. RefSeq names its product Glucose dehydrogenase (gene Gld). Gene Ontology annotation, molecular function: oxidoreductase activity, acting on CH-OH group of donors; flavin adenine dinucleotide binding. NCBI's taxonomy places the organism in Eukaryota, Metazoa, Arthropoda, Insecta, Hymenoptera, Braconidae. Bases 142 to 1944 code for a protein of 600 amino acids. The record is from RefSeq and is a predicted model, not a curated record. The transcript has 7 exons.